This is a messenger RNA of Ziziphus jujuba (common jujube), 1597 nucleotides long. RefSeq lists its product as uncharacterized. Bases 75 to 1343 code for a protein of 422 amino acids. NCBI's taxonomy places the organism in Eukaryota, Viridiplantae, Streptophyta, Magnoliopsida, Rosales, Rhamnaceae. The record is from RefSeq and is a predicted model, not a curated record. Gene Ontology annotation, cellular component: chloroplast. The transcript has 12 exons.
GGCAACAAUCAUUUAUCCUCAAAUUCGUUCCUCUGUCUCCCAGUCUCUCAGUGCCUCGCUUCUUGCUCUCUGUCAUGGCGAGAGGAACAGAACGUCUAGUGAAGAACUUGAAGAAGUUCGCGGAUGUUCAGUACAAGCUUUUCACAGCUCGCUAUGGCCAACAGCUCAUUGACAUUUUCGAAUUCCCAAUAAAGCUCGUGCUCUCGCCUUUCACUCUUGCUUAUGACAUUGCUGGUUCUGCUCCUCGUGGCUUUGGUGUCCCCGAGUUAAUCUCCAAGCUCUCCUACGCUUCUAUAUUUGCUGUUGCUACUCUUGGGACUUAUGACAUUGCUUUGGAGCUCGGAAAGAAGGUGGUUUGUCAGAGGAACUGUCGAACCUGCAAUGGAUGGUCGGCAAUGCAGUGUACCAUGUGCAGAGGAUCAGGGAGGGUGCACUACCAAGUGAAAAAUUACGCCUUGAGAAGUGGGGAGAAGGCAACAGCAGAGUGCGUUGCAGAUGCUAUUGUUGAAAGUCGGGCUGAGUUGAUUCACCUUCCAUCUGCCAUGGAUCUGAAUACCUCCUUGCCAUCUAAGGACUGCCCAACUUGUGAUGGAACAGGUGUAAUGGGCUGUCCUGAAUGUAAACACAAAUUACAAGUUAGGAUCUCUGCAGAUGAUAUCAUGGAGCCCCCAUGGAUUGCGUACAAUGUCUUAAGAAAGAUGGAUUACCCAUAUGAGCACAUUGUCCACAGUAUGAAAGAUCCCAGCAUUGCUGCCUUUUGGUUGUUUACUAUGCCUCAGAUUGUUGGUGGUUUUGAGUAUGAUGAUGACGUCAAGAACAAAAUUUGGUGGCAAUACAAGGAAUCUAUGCGGUAUGAUGUACUUCGUGAUGUGGUGGCCAAGAGAAAGCCUGGCUGGGAGCACUUGCAGGAAGCAUUGAUCUCCAUAGAUCCUGUCCGUGCCAGGGAUGAUCCUGUCAUAGUGAAAAAUGUCCCUUACUAUAAAGCCAAGAAGGCAAUGGAAGUAGAGGUCAUGAAACUUGAUCCCCCACCAAGGCCGCAAAAUUGGGGAGAGCUGGACCUUCCAUUGAAUGCUUCUUCAUGGAACAAGGAAGACUUAAAAGAUCCUGAAAAGUUGUAUGAGAUGACUAUUCUUCUCAAUGCCCAAAGAGAAAUUGCUGACAAAAUUUUAGAUGCACAGUGGGAGACUAAAUGGCGUCAAGAAAAGUUAAAUGAGAUGUUGGAGGAGAAGGUGCGACCGUACAUGCAAAACGUUGACAAUGCAGCUCUUUCCCAGCCUAUAAUAUUACAGCCACAGGAUCAGAGUCGGAAGGGGACUCGGCAAAGGAGAUGGUGGUUCUUCUGAGAAUCCUAGUUUCACAAAUUUUUUCUAGCCGAGUAAGAGCAUAACAAGCUUGUGCUUGUCCCGGAUUCUUAUUGGUAAUUUUUCUUUUAUAGUUUAUUGUUCUCAUACAAACUCGAAGUUUGAUAGCUAUUUCCUUCAUGAGGUCGGUGGGGUACUAGUUUUGAUGUAACAACUAGCAUUCAUCUCUCUCUCGCUGUCUGGUUUGUGGAUGACUUGAGCGUAUUACAUAUAAUUGAAAUUUCAAUUUCUAUUAA